Molecule: messenger RNA, 1920 nt
Organism: Ramularia collo-cygni
Lineage: Eukaryota; Fungi; Ascomycota; Dothideomycetes; Mycosphaerellales; Mycosphaerellaceae
Exons: 1
Coding region: 1-1920 (639 amino acids)
Biological process (GO): transcription by RNA polymerase III
Cellular component (GO): RNA polymerase III complex
Molecular function (GO): DNA binding
Source: RefSeq, a predicted model, not a curated record
AUGCCGCCCAGAAGACCACCUCCACCGGCCAGCAAGCCCUCCAAUGGCGAAGGAACUCCCAUUACAAGUGUCGAACAGGCCACUAUCGCAGGAGCUUCAGAAACUCCUGCUGCGACUCCAACACCGUCGGCUUCUUCAACACCUGCCCCUACAGCACGGAUGACUCCGGCAUCGCGAGGAAGAGGGAAGCCAACCGUCGCACCUAAAUUCGCAGGACGUCGAAGCGCCACCGAACGUCAAAAGAUUGCAGAAGCAGAAGCGAAGAAGAAGGCGGCAGAAGCAGAAGCAGCCGCUGCACAGGCGAAAAAAGAUGCACGAGAGGCUCGAAAAUUCGGCUACAGAGGCAAUGAUCGGGGGAGAGGUGCUGGAAGGGGGAGAGGUAGAGGAGGACACAUGGGCGAUCGAGUAAAGGAAGAAGUCGUCGCCAGUGGUCCUUUUAGUGCUGGGCAGGUCGGUGCUGAUCCCAAGGCAGCCUAUAGCAGGAGAUUUGGGAGUGGAGGUGGUACGUCUAGCGCCUUUGGUGGAGGGGGAGGAGGCGGUGGAAGCAGUGGCGGUGGAGGUGGUGGUGGAUCAGGUGGCAGCGGUAUCAAGAGAGAAUACGGCAUGGGAGGAGAAUAUACUGCGAGACCGCUCAGGACCGAAGAUGGCGGUUACAUAUCCAGCGAUGCCGAGGAUGCGGACCCUGCUAUGCCCAAACAGGACAUCGAUCAGAUGCAGGUCAUUGAUCUGACUGGAGAUGAUGCGAAGGCGAGACGAGCAGAUGCUCUUGCACCUGUCCGCCUAACGCGAGUGCCACAUAAGGACCGCACUGUUGGUCUGAGCGCAGAAGAUGCUGUACCCGUGGAUAGUAGCGAUUCUGCCGAGCUAUCAACAACCGAACGGAGGAAGGGAAAGCAGCGAGAGAAGGAUUUGGAGAUUACUGGCUCGAAGGACAACACUCGCCCUGCGGCAUACAGCUMCUCGGACACCGAGAACGAACCACACAUCAAGGCAGAACCCACCGAUGACGAGCAUCAGACGCGGCCGACAACUCCAAUCCCGUUCGAGGGCGAUGGGAUUACAGCGGUACCAGUACCCGAUUCAAUGCAAGACCCACCAUCUUCGCCCGAGACGAAGCGCAAAGCCAAAGAGAAGAUCAAAGCCAUCGCAGACGCCGUCGACGAUGAGGACGAUAGUGACGCUCCUCUGCCCGAGCCUCCUAGAUUCCAAACCCAGGCAGAAUUGGACGAGUGGAAACGGCGCUACAAAGAUCUGAAAGACGUCCGCGCCGAGCUCGGUCGCCAGACGCGAAGGAACGCUGCCACCGCUGAUGGUGAUGGCGAUGGCGAUGUGACCAUGGCUGAGGCCGGGAUGAGCACUCUCUCAAUGGAGAAAACCAAGACUCAGGAGGCGAAUCGCGCGAAUCAUGUCUACCUUUUCCAAUUCCCGCCUGUCCUACCCUCCCUGACGCCAGUCUCCGUGAAGCCUGAUCCCGAGACUGCUACAGCAGAGACACAAGAUGCUAUGGAAGUCGACACCGCGGGCGACGCCGAGAAGGAAGAGGAGAAGGGGACAGCCAAGAAAGACGACAAAAAGCAUCCUCACGGGUCCCUCAACCUUCCUCCCGGCCUGGUCGGAAAACUACAGAUCCACCGGUCCGGAAAGGCGACUCUGAAUUGGGGCGGGACUCCUUAUGUAUUGACCAUGGGUGCUGAUUCAACAUUCUUGCAGAAUGUGUUGAUUGCAGAAAUCCCGGAGACGAAGCCGAUUCCCGAUCCRCCUAAUGACAAGGAUUCCGCGGCGGAAGCGGUGAGGAUCAAGAAGGAGGCUGAGGAGAGGGAAAGGGAAAAGGAUAAAUUGCCAGAAAUCGGGAGGGCGUUAGGAAUGGGCCAGGUCAGGGGCAAGUUUGUGCUGACGCCUGAUUGGGGGCAGAUUCUCUAA